Molecule: messenger RNA, 687 nt
Organism: Symbiodinium natans
Lineage: Eukaryota; Dinophyceae; Suessiales; Symbiodiniaceae
Source: the annotation of a GenBank genome assembly
AUGUACAAGAGAGAGCACUGCUGCAAGGAGCGGAUGAGGGAGGAGGAGAGGCGGAUGGAGGAACUACGGCAGAGAGAGGAGGAGCUGCGGCGAAGGGAGCAGGAGGCGGAGGCGCAGCAGCGACGGGAGGAGGAAGCCCGGCGUGGCCAGGCCAAGGCCAAGGCCAAGCCUGCACGGCGCUUGGCAGACGACGCCUUCGACUUGCUCCAGGGGGCAGAGGACUCCGACGACGACCAGGAGCCCCUUGCAAGAGCGGCGAAGCCAGGCAAGAAGGAGAAGGGCAAGGCCGGCAAGGCGAAACCUGGGAAGCCGAAGGGCUCGCACGUGGACAAUGCCUUCGCCUUCCUCGCGGGUGCCUGCGAGGAAGAUGGGUCGGAGGAUGAUGGCGAUGAGGCUUGGGAGGCGGCCAUCCUUUCCUUGCAGAAGGAGCAGAAGCCAAAGGAAAAGGCCAAGCGCAACGAUCCGUCGUCUGCUGCACGAUCCUCCGCCGCGGCGCCAAAGCGGAAGCCUGCGAGGACGGGCGCUUGGGUUCAGAAGGCCUUCCUGGCUCUUGGCUGUGACAAGGAUGACUCUGACGAGUCCGACGAGGAUGCGAGCCCACCGGAGCAGAAGCGUUCGGCCGACUUCCAGCUUGUGAAGCUUGCUGGAGCGAUUGCAAAGAAGAUCGAUGACAUCCACAACGACUGA